Trichomycterus rosablanca is the source of this 1134-nucleotide messenger RNA. It is a transcript of the gene ankrd39, whose product is annotated as ankyrin repeat domain 39. Gene Ontology annotation, cellular component: BRCA1-BARD1 complex; BRCA1-A complex. Gene Ontology annotation, biological process: protein K6-linked ubiquitination. The record is from RefSeq and is a predicted model, not a curated record. Gene Ontology annotation, molecular function: protein binding; ubiquitin-protein transferase activity. Lineage: Eukaryota; Metazoa; Chordata; Actinopteri; Siluriformes; Trichomycteridae. The coding region runs from base 143 to 688 and encodes 181 amino acids. The transcript has 5 exons.
UGAAUGUAGCGGAGAAAAAGUAAAACUGAAGUAUUAAUACUAUCGAUAUUUGGACCGAUCCGCCCGUCCCUAGUAAUAAGCUUUUACAAGAAGUUCAAAGAUUGAAACAUCUAAACUAAGAAAGCCACUGGAACAAUUCAACAUGGAAUCUCAUGGGCAUCAGUGCUCCUGCAGUGCCCAACACUCCACCCCAAGCGUCCACCAAACCCUUGACGAGAUGGAUUUUGAGAGAAGUAUAUGGUCAGCAGCUCUGGAUGGUGAUUUGCAAAGGGUUUGGUCAUUAUUGAGGAAAGGAACAGAUCCGAACCAAAAGGACCAGGCUGGAUAUACCGCUUUGCACUUUGCCAGUCGAGCAGGACACCAGGCGGUGUGUGAGCUGCUUUUGGAUCAGGGUGCCUGUACCAACUUCCAGACCAACGGUGGUACCACUGCUUUACACAGAGCUGCCUACUGUGGUCACAUCGGCAUUAUUAAGCUGCUGCUGAAACAUGAAGGUGAUCCCAGCCUGACAGAUGAUGAUGGAUCAACACCACUGCACAAGGCUGCUGAGCAGGGCCAUCAAGGAGUGUGUGAAAUGUUAUUAAACAAAUGUCCUGUCUUGAGAACUGUGAAGGAUAAAAGAUCACGCUUACCAGUAGAUCUCUGUCCAGAAAACAGCGCUCUCCACGAACUUCUGAAGCUUUCUUAAUGAUGAGCCCAAAGACUCUCUUCAAUAUUCUGGCCAAGGUGAAACAGUUUUGAGACUUUACCAGUGCCUUCAGCUACACCUACAUCCUGAAUUUGUCAUAAAAAUGAAGAUAUAUAACGUGGAAGCUUUAUAAAUACAAGAAAUGACAAAAUUACUAAUUCAACGGGGAACUACGAGCUUUACAUCAUUAAUUACCAUUUAUUUCAAUGUCCGUAUCAACUAUGCUGAAUGUGCCAGCAGGUGGCACUACUGACCAUCCCAUGCUUCUAACACCAUCUCACCAUUCAGCAUGUUGGCUUAUUUACGGUUUACAGUGUGUGUAUACAGUAUAUUCGACUGAAAGUAUGUGGACACCAUUCCAAAACCAUAUUUAUAGCAGGCUGUAUGUUAAAAUCUGUACGAAUUUGUGCCCAUUCAGUAAAAAAAAACACUGAUUUUGGACAAAA